Myripristis murdjan (pinecone soldierfish) is the source of this 2110-nucleotide messenger RNA. Its product is annotated as proteinase-activated receptor 2-like. The record is from RefSeq and is a predicted model, not a curated record. Gene Ontology annotation, biological process: positive regulation of Rho protein signal transduction; phospholipase C-activating G protein-coupled receptor signaling pathway; blood coagulation. Gene Ontology annotation, molecular function: thrombin-activated receptor activity. The transcript is spliced from 2 exons. Gene Ontology annotation, cellular component: plasma membrane. The coding region runs from base 120 to 1322 and encodes 400 amino acids. Lineage: Eukaryota; Metazoa; Chordata; Actinopteri; Holocentriformes; Holocentridae.
ACGCAGACAGGUAGUUUCAGGGUGUGUCUUCACUAAGGACGAAUUUGUCCAACAUAUAAAGAAAAAGCCCAGUCGAAACCUUAGUCAAUCAGUGACUUGAGUUCACAAAGUUAAUAGUCAUGGCCUUAACACGAUUACAGGGAUUGCUUCUGCUGAUACUCUACUGGAUUAAUACCUCAAAUGCCAUUCCAGGGAAAGGACGUGGGUUUAUUGGAUAUAAGGACCCUGAUUCAGAUAAGGUUGUUGUGGACAAGGCCACGGCUGAUGCACUGAAGAGCAGUUUGACCACAGUCUUCCUCCCAGUCAUCUACAUCAUUGUAUUUGUCCUGGGGCUGCCCACCAACGCCAUGGCGAUCUGGGUGUUCCUCUUCAGGACCAAGAAAAAGCACCCCGCAUCCAUCUACAUGGCCAACCUGGCUCUGUCUGACCUGCUGUUUGUCAUCUGGACCCCUCUCAAGAUUGCAUACCAUUUUAAUGGCAACAACUGGAUCUAUGGAGAGGGGCUGUGCAAAGUCCUGGUGAGCUUCUUCUACGGGAACAUGUAUUGCUCCGUCCUCUUCAUCACCUGCCUCAGUGUGCAGAGGUACUGGGUUGUGGCCCACCCUCUAUCCCAGCAGAGGAAGAACAACAAAGUGGCUGUUAUUAUCUCCGUAUCCAUCUGGGCUUUCAUCUGGCUCACCGCUACCCCUCUGUAUCUCUAUAACCACACUGCUACCAUCAAAGACCUCAACAUUAUCACCUGCCAUGAUGUCAACGCUGUCAACCAAACGGUCAAAGAAAAAAAUCUGCUUGCUCCUGCCCAGGAUGUUCAUGAAGAUGUAUUCACCGAUGUCCAGCUGCUCUACUACUACUUCAUCCUCACCGCUGUGUUUGUGUUCCUUGUCCCGUGUAUAGUGAUUGUUGUGGCCUACAUCCUUUUACUGCGCACCCUUGGGAACAGCAUGGUGGACAGCACAGCAGCAAAGAACCGGCAGAAAGCUAUAGUGUUGAUCGUGACUGUGCUGGUGACAUUUCUGGUGUGUUUCAUCCCCAGCAAUAUAAUGCUGGUGGUGCACUACUCCCUGCUCCGGUACGGGAGGCACAAUAAUUACUAUGCCUUCUAUAUCACCACGUUGUGCCUGGCCAGCCUUAACAGCUGCCUGGACCCCUUCAUCUACUACUUUGUGUCAGAGGACUUUAGAAACCAUGUGAAGAAUACUCUGCUGUGCAGGAGCAGCCGGACUGUGGAAAGGAUGAGGGUCUCGUUCAGCUCCAUGAAGUACUCCAAGAAGAGCAAGUCCUACAUGUCAGACACAGGGAAUACAGAGAGCAGCACGUGCUAGUCAAGGGGAGAAGAGAAAAGACUCAAAGUGCCUGUGCUUGUGCUCUGGUGCACUGCAAAUGUCAUGUUGUGCACACCUCUGCAGCACCGGGAAGGAAUAAACAAUGACAGCAUAAUUAUAAUGCUUUGGUAUCUGCAAAGCAUCAGAUAACCACCUAAGACGAGCCAUCAUCCCAGCUCUGCAAGAAGCAAAAUGUGUGCUCGGACAAUAUUUUUAGAAUAUUUAACGUUGAAAAUGACUGAGCUGGGGUGACAACAAGACAAUCUUUGAAAUGUGUAUUUUUUUUUUUUUUAAUGUCAUCAACAGUUGUAUAAAGUUGAAAUGUGAAAGACAAGGAUACGUUAUAAUUGAUUUUUAUAUGAACAAAAAAAAAAGUUUUAGGUCCGUGAAGACCCACAGCUGCGCAGUUAUGGUAUCUAUCGUCGUGUGUGGCAUUUUUUUUAAAUAACCAAAGACUAGUGAAAGCCAAAAACAUAACUUUAUUGAAAUGGGCAAAUUAAUUUGUGUAUUCAGUGGAAGGAAGUUGCAGGGUGUUCUGACAGCAAAACAAAACGUAAUGCAACAAUGUGGCCUUGGCCAAAUUGGCAUAAAAACAAAAAAAAAAAACUUCCUUUUCUUUCUUCCCUGUUUUCCUUGCCCAUUUACAAGUGUAGCAUGUAAGCUACAAUUUUAUUUAAUCUUUUUAAACCUCAUGUGCCAUUGUGUCGAUUUAAUUUUGUGCAACUUUUGAGUGUCGUCAAAAUAUGUUUGUUUGUUACACUAUGUCGUAAAUAAAUGAUAAAACAACA